Messenger RNA from Musca vetustissima, 2766 nucleotides. RefSeq lists its product as uncharacterized. The transcript is spliced from 2 exons. Lineage: Eukaryota; Metazoa; Arthropoda; Insecta; Diptera; Muscidae. The record is from RefSeq and is a predicted model, not a curated record.
AUGUGUGAUAUUGACUGUGCUAAUUUAAUAGAUUUAAGCUUGGAAGAAAAUACUCCCUCUGAGAAGACUGACAAUAAAAAUGAAAUAUCUCCGUCCGCUACAAAUGAGAAUCUUUCGACACUGCUGCAUUUUGUUUCCCCGCCACAUGCAGAUAAACGUACUAGCCUCGACAAUAAUCCAUUUGAUAUUGUGGAAAAAUUGGCCGAUUGCCAGAAUGAUCCGUUUGAUAUUGUGGAACGAGAGGCCUGCCUUAAGGCUAGGCUUUGCACAAAAACGCCAUCGGUGGAGGUUAAACUGGGCAACCUCUUGUGUUUAAGCAAUGAAAAUCUAUUGGAAUGUGGUACUGCUGAAUCCGAGGAAGCCACGGUGGGUAGUAAGUUGAAGGAAUUUGAUUUGGAAUUAGAAAGUCCGCCUGUUACAAUGUUGGAUAAAUUUCAAUCGGGCACCGAUACGGAUUCCACACCUGGUGAUAGUGCUGAAAUGUCAUCGGCAGCUAAGCAGAAAAAAGCAAUGGAAUAUCGAAAGCGGUUAUUGAAAUUAAGUGUAACCAAUGCGGCAUUUAAUUCGCCCAUUGCUCGAAGGAAUUCGGUGGAUGAGUUUGGGGAUGGAAUGGGCACGCCGGUGUCAUCGGGUCUCAAUAAAACUCCAUAUUUGUGUGAAUAUUCAUUGGCUGCUGAAUCCCCAUUAAAAUUUGUCGAUGACGAUAUUAUGGCCGAAGAGCCACCGGCUUUGAUAGAUGCUGAUAAAAACUUCGAGGCCGAUUUGGAAAUGUUGAAAAUUCCAAUGUUGAGUGAAUUGGAAUCCCCGGUGACACAUAAUGUGACACCGCCCAGAGAGGAGAAAAAUAACGAUGUUUCAAUUAAAAAUAAUGCCGCCACAAAAUCAUCACCACGUCUUGAUUUGGAGGCCAUUAAAUCAAAGUUGAAAUCCAAACGUGAGGAGGAGACAAACAACAAUAAUCAGGAAAUAAAUUCACUUAUUUGCGAUUUAAAGACAUUGUUGAACAGCGGCGAUUUGGUAGCAAAUGGCAAGCAAAUGCAGGCAUCAUCUCUAUUGGAGUCGCUGAGCAGUGCCUUGACCACGUCACAGACUUUGGAGAGUCAGGUAAUGCAAGAAAAACACAGUCUUACUGUUCCAGAACCACAACCGAUGAAGCGACAGGGUACAUUCGAUCUGGAUUUACAAGAGAAUUCCGCUGGCGAUGAACUGGCCAAUCAACCACUGGUUUCCGAAAUGCCCAAUUGCAUGGUUAGUUCAUCGGCCACCUAUGAUGGUGAAAGUGCAGAAGAUAAACAAGAUUUGAAUCUUCCUGAAAUUGAUCCACCUUCACCACAAUAUUCAGAUGGCGAUGGUGGUGGUGAAACUACAUUGCAACAUGAUGUCAACGAUAUCGUCGAACAGUUGAGUAAACUCCUUAUCCAUAACAAUUCUGGAGAUGGCCAGCAGGGCAGUCAACCAAAUCCUACUUUUAUUGUGGUUAUGCCUGCUGCAAACAGCCAUCACAAUAACUCAAUAUGUGGUGGUGGGACGGUGUCGGCAAAACAAAAAGCCGCCAUGACAUCCAGUUAUAUGGAACGUUCAUCGCUCGAUGAUUCGCCUGAAAUAAAUAUUUCUGGAGCACCGUCCAAUCCUCAUCGUAGAAGGUCGCAAUCACUGUCGCUGCACGAUAAAGUGAAAAUAGUACAAAUUGUACAUCCACCGACCCCCAAGGGAUUACAGAGACAGCACAGCAUCAUGGAUGAUUCUCCGCCAGUGACAACCACACCACCACCAAAGGAGGUGGCGGCGGCGGAAUCCGAGGAAUUUAAGACACCAGAAUUUAAAACACCUGGACGCAUGGUACGCCGUAAUUCCUAUUCGAGUGGUACACCAUACACGGCCACUGUGGGUAUGAGGAGGACUGGUGUUGGGUAAGUUAAAACUCAAGAGAAUAUAAAAAUCUUAAAAAGAAAUUCUUUCGAAUACAAUUUUAAAAAAAAUUUAAUUUGCAGCCAAACAUUGGACACCCACAUUGAGGGACAACAACAAAAGGCCAUUGUCCGACCAAUGCCACCCACAAAUAAUCUUCAAUCGUUUAAACCAGAUCUUAAGAAGAAAAAUAAAUCUCAAACUACCGAAUCUAUUAUGAAAUCAUCAGGACCCCUGAAAGCUACCAUACCCGUUAAGAAGGUGGCACCAAUGCUGAAAACAUCACCCCCAACACCAGACAAUGGAGGUAAUAUGUCCGAUGAUGGCCAUAAUAAUUCGCGUUUGAAAUUGAAAAUUCCCACCACACCCAUGGCAAGUGGACGUUCAUCGGCAUUGGGUGUGGCGGCUGGUUAUCCCAAUGCAUGUUCAACACCCUCUCUAUUUACAUCACCCAUGAAACGUUCUACUGGUGGAACAUUGCAAAAACCAAGAUAUUCUUAUCUCUCUGCCACUCCGAAUGCUAAAACAACUGCUACGUCGUCGACGACGGCUACAACAUCAAACCUAAAAAGACGUACCAUAUCAGAGUUUAAAGCUAAAUCACCAUUAAAAUCGAGAUUAAAUACCACUGCUGGUUCGUCAGGCACAAGUGGCAGGACUUCAAGCACAUCGUCACGUUUGUCCACAUCAUCAUCAUCACGGCUUUCAACAUCCUCCAGUUCCAGACUAAGUUCGAAAACAGGUUUAAAAACAGCAAGCAAUACUGCCACAGUUAAGCCGACUGGUCGAUUGACUUCCAGGGCAUCCACGGCCGGCUCCACUUCAUUAUCCCGUAACAAGGAAAAUAAACAUCCAUAA